GUCAGGCAUCCCAACCGUCAGUAUCUGACCGAAUAAAGCGGGAGCUGGAGAUUCGGAUCACCUGUCUUCCUCGCAGGCUGAACUGGAAGACCUGACUUCAUCUCCGAAUUCGUUGGUUCUGUAACAUGCCUAAUACAAGGCUGAAUAGGGUUUGUUGUAAGACCUACGAAACCUUCAAAUGGAUUCAGUGAGAGUUGCUCCCAUGGGGGCCUUGCUGCUUCCAGAAGGUGCUUGAGCAGUAAACAGAAGCAACCUUGGAUUAGAAAGAGGGGUAAUAAGCAGCAGCUCCCAUUAGAAUCUGAAAUAAAUGGAGAAGCCAGGAAUGAACCUGAACCAACCUGAUGAAGAGAAAGAAGGGGUGGAUGAAGGAGGAAGGCAAAAUAAGGACCCGAACAAACUGGCAAGGAUAUUAGACUGCGCCUGAGCACCUGAGAGCGGAUGGAGCGCUUUGUCCGUGUUCCCUAUGGCUUGUACCAGGGUUAUGGGAGCACAGUGCCUUUGGGCCAGCCUGGACUCUCAGGGCACAAACAGCCCGACUGGAGGCAAAAUAUGGGUCCUCCCACUUUUCUGGCCAGGCCAGGGCUGCUGGUGCCCGCGAACGCCCCUGACUACUGCAUUGACCCUUACAAGAGGGCGCAGCUUAAGGCCAUUCUCUCCCAGAUGAACCCCAGCCUGAGCCCGCGGCUGUGCAAGCCCAACACCAAGGAGGUGGGCGUGCAGGUGAGCCCGCGGGUGGACAAGGCUGUGCAGUGCUCUCUGGGGCCUCGCACCCUCAGCAGCUGCUCCCCCUGGGACGGCAGAGACCCCCAGGAGCCCCUGCCAGCCUGUGGGGUCACUUCGCCCGCCACCGGCCGCAGGGGCUUGAUCCGCCUGCGGAGAGAUGGGGACGAAGCGGAGAGCAAGGCGCUCCCGGGCCCUGCGGAGGCCAGCCAGCCGCAGCCACCACCACGGAGGUCAGGAACUGACAGGCAGGAGGAGCCCGGGCAGCUGGAGGAAUCGGGGGAGAAAGACGCCCCGUGCCCUCAGGAGACGAAGAGCAAGCAGGUGCCUGGAGACGCCGCCUCCGAGCCGCUCCGGAGGCCCAACUUCCAGUUUUUGGAACCAAAAUAUGGCUAUUUCCACUGUAAAGAUUGUAAGACCAGGUGGGAGAGUGCUUACGUGUGGUGCAUUUCUGGAACGAACAAGGUUUAUUUCAAACAACUCUGUUGUAAAUGCCAAAAGAGUUUUAACCCUUAUCGAGUAGAAGCAAUCCAAUGUCAGACCUGCUCAAAGUCUCAUUGUUCCUGUCCUCAAAAGAAGAGACACAUUGAUCUAAGGAGGCCUCAUCGACAGGAACUGUGUGGUCGCUGCAAAGACAAGAGAUUCUCCUGUGGCAAUAUUUACAGCUUUAAAUAUGUGAUGUGACUUGUACAGUGUGACUUGUAAUGGACCCCUGAGCUCUUCUUGUAACUUACUGUGCUGUCUUCCUUUUUUGCAACUUGGCUCUGACCUGGCAUCAGAAAAUGGCUAGGCUUUUGUACUUUUUGUAGAUUGUGUAACAAUUGUACAAUGUAAAUAGAAUAAAAUAAAUGCAUGUGAACUAGA
Messenger RNA from Gorilla gorilla gorilla (western lowland gorilla), 1584 nucleotides. It is a transcript of the gene ZAR1L, whose product is annotated as zygote arrest 1 like. The record is from RefSeq and is a predicted model, not a curated record. Lineage: Eukaryota; Metazoa; Chordata; Mammalia; Primates; Hominidae. Bases 439 to 1404 code for a protein of 321 amino acids. Gene Ontology annotation, cellular component: cytoplasm. The transcript is spliced from 6 exons. Gene Ontology annotation, biological process: translation.